Messenger RNA from Phycomyces blakesleeanus NRRL 1555(-), 714 nucleotides. RefSeq lists its product as hypothetical. NCBI's taxonomy places the organism in Eukaryota, Fungi, Mucoromycota, Mucoromycetes, Mucorales, Phycomycetaceae. The record is from RefSeq and is a predicted model, not a curated record. Bases 1 to 714 code for a protein of 237 amino acids. The transcript is spliced from 5 exons.
AUGAAAGAAGAGAUAAAGGCCAUGAAGUAUAAGAUCACAUUGAUGGAUACAAGAAUCGGUGUAGUGAUCACCAGUAACGCAACCGCCAUUAAUGACAUUGAUGCCUUGUCUGCCCUCCCAGCACCUGUGGAUGUGCCCACUAGUGUUGCAUCCACUUCUGCUGCCCUUCCCACCACCGAAUCAAGUGAUACUAACGCUGUAUUUGGAUACAUUCAUGGUUAUAUGUGGAACCCAAAGCUAAAAUCAAGAGACCAGGCAGAAAUCCAAGCGAACGCCAUAAAACCAAAGUGGGCAGUUGAUAUUCGUUUUGAUUGCUCUCCAAAUAGAGAGUUAGUCAAACAACUCUUGUAUUACUUGGAAAAGAAGUUUGCUGGCACUGAUAUGAGGACACGUGACCCUCCCUUGAAUACUAAUUCAAGAAGAUCUGACCUUGAAACUGAUAACUACACUCACCGUCGCCUUGCUUAUGAUGCUUACAAGGCUGAUAUUGAUCUCAAGAUAGGUCAAAACUGCUCUGGACUGAUCCAAAAGUCGGUCAUGUCUGAAGGCGAAUCAGACGAUGAUAUGUCCCUCUUUCAGCCAAGAAAUGAGAUUUGUGUUGCUCACCCAAGUUGGAGAAGUGAUGAGAGAGUUUAUGGUAGAACAGUGGAAUCAACAGUCCCAAUUGAUUUAGAUCCUGCUCUACCUCAAUGGGCUCUUAAAUAUGGGUCAUAA